Messenger RNA from Ambispora gerdemannii, 660 nucleotides. NCBI's taxonomy places the organism in Eukaryota, Fungi, Glomeromycota, Glomeromycetes, Archaeosporales, Ambisporaceae. The record is from the annotation of a GenBank genome assembly.
AUGUGUUCUGCUAGCACAAACUUGAUGAAUGGACAACCACAAAACUUGAUUCAAUACAUCACGGUAACUCAACUCACCCCACAAAUUGUAACCAGAAUUGUGUAUGUACCGUCACCAGUGACUCUAAUGACUCAGCAAAUUCCGAGCAAUUAUGCGACUCUGGAUCAAAUCAAAAAGCUGGAAACUCUCGAACCAGUCAAAUAUCCUGAAACACAGCAAUCAAUGUUUGCUACUUUUGCUACGCCGCUAACUGAUUUAUCUCCUGCACCAUUGCGGCGAUCUAUGGCUACUCUAAUGCAGCAAUCUUUUACCCUUGUCAUUUCUUCGCAAAUACCCACGCAAAAUUCUCUUCAAGUUGAACCUAAUCUGAGUCAUGCUACAAGGAUUAUUUCAGCUUUCUCGUUUCCCACUUUUCAAUAUACAGCAACACCAACUUUUACUUCUUUUCCCACAACAACUCCUUACAGCACAGAAACGAGAAUUACAAGGAAAACUCCUUCAAUCUUUACUACUUCGACAGAAACUUCGAUUACUUUGCCCCCAACUAGAACUGAGACUGCGGGUGCUUGGAAAAUUGCGCCGAAUCAAGAGUCAUCUUUAUUGUAUUUGGCUGGAUUCCUGGGAAUAAUAGUCUCAACUUUUCUUCUCUAUAUAUUCUGA